GGUUCCCAAGGCCCUCCCGGUGGAGUGGGUUCUAUGGGAGGCAAUGGAGAAAAGGGAGAGAGCGGUGAAGCCGGCAACCCUGGACCAUCUGGAGAGCCUGGAGGUGGAGUAAGUAUCCUGUUUGAUUCAAAUACAGAACAUCUACAUGUUUCAGUCAAUAAAUUAUAAUAAGAACAGCUAAAACAUUUCUUAGUGUAAUGUAUUUUCAUUUAUGUAUAGCAGUGUGUGAUUAGGUUACAAAUCGGGGUGUUCAUAUUCCUUAAUUGCAGCUCUAAUUGAGCAUUGUUUAUCAUUUGUGACAGUCCACAGUAGAGAGUCCUUCCUCUUACUGCGUCCCCCGCUGAUGAUUCACAGUUUAGUCCAAAGACAGGGCGUUCUCUUAACACAUCAUCAUUAUCACAGUCUCAGCUCUGAACUAUUCAUCACAACAACAGUGGGAAGUUAGGUUCCUUUUAGGAGAGGAGAGGGGUGGUAUAACUGAUCUGGGACCAGGCUAUGUACAGUUUUCUUGGCUACCCAGACACCUUACUCCGGCCAAGCGCUAGGCCACGCCCACGGACGUUAGUACCUCCCCAACGAUUUCUAGAACGCAAACACAUUCUAGCCAGGCUGGUCCUUACUGUAUUAUAUGUGCUGUGGCCAACUCUUCUAGCCAGGCUGGUCCUUACUGUAUUAUAUGUGCUGUGGCCAACUCUUCUACCCAGGCUGGUCCUUACUGUAUUCUAUGUGCUGUGGCCAACUCUUCUACCCAGGCUGGUCCUUACUGUAUUCUAUGUGCUGUGGCCAACUCUUCUAGCCAGGCUGGUCCUUACUGUAUUAUAUGUGCUGUGGCCAACUCUUCUACCCAAGCUGCUCCUUACUGUAUUAUAUGUGCUGUGGCCAACUCUUCUAGCCAGGCUGGUCCUUACUGUAUUCUAUGUGCUGUGGCCAACUCUUCUAGCCAGGCUGGUCCUUACUGUAUUAUAUGUGCUGUGGCCAACUCUUCUAGCCAGGCUGCUCCUUACUGUAUUAUAUGUGCUGUGGCCAACUCUUCUACCCAAGCUGCUCCUUACUGUAUUCUAUGUGCUGUGGCCAACUCUUCUACCCAGGCUGGUACUUACUAUACCAGGGUUUUCUGCAUAGGAAAUACUUGGCGCCGACUGCCUGAAUGUCAACUCUUCGAUCAAGCCUCUCUGAAAGAGGGGACAUUAGGAUCAAUAUCAUAGAUCACAGCUAUGCUUCCAUCCGACCCCAGCCCAUUAAAUUCAUAUCAAGAGCGUUGAUCAUUGAUCGCUGUCUAUGCUGUGGUUUGUGGCUGUAUAGUCCUCUCAGGUUUAGUCAGUACACUACAGUACACUACAGUACACUGGUCACUGAUAGGUUCAUCUGGCUGCGUCCCAAACGGCACCCUAUUUCCCUAUCUAGUGCACUACCUUUGACCAGGACGUAGGGGAUGCAUUUGCCAUUUGGGACGUAGACCCUCUCUCCUCCUCUACUCUGCGUCCAUCAGGUCAUAUUGACAUGGCUGGCUGCUCUUCUAUCUGUUUACAGUGUCAGAACAAAACAGACAGGGACAGAGAGUGACAGGUAGGGGGGGAACAGGGAACAGGGACAGAUAGUGACAGGUAGGGGGGGAACAGGGACAGAUAGUGACAGGUAGGGGGGGGGGAACAGGGACAGAUAGUGACAGGUAGGGGGGGGAACAGGGAACAGGGACAGAGAGUGACAGGUUAGGGGGGGGGAACAGGGACAGAUAGUGACAGGUAGGGGGGGAACAGGGACAGAUAGUGACAGGUAGGGGGGGGGGGAACAGGGACAGAGAGUGACAGGUAGGGGGGGAAACAGGGAACAGGGACAGAUAGUGUGACCAGGUAGGGGGGGAACAGGGACAGAUAGUGACAGGUAGGGGGGGGGGGAACAGGGACAGAGAGUGACAGGUAGGGGGGGGGAACAGGGACAGAUAGUGACAGGUAGGGAGGGAACAGGGACAGAGAGUGACAGGUAGGGGGAGGAAACAGGGACAGAUAGUGACAGUAGGGGGGGGAACAGGGACAGAUAGUGACAGAUAGGGGGGGGAAACAGGGACAGAGACUGACAGGUAGGGGGGGAACAGGGACAGAUAGUGACAGGUAGGGGGGGGAACGGGGGAAAGGGACAGAGAGUGACAGGUAGGGGGGGAACAGGGACAGAUAGUGACAGGUAGGGGGGGAACAGGGACAGAGAGUGACAGGUAGGGGGAACAGGGAACAGGGACAGAGAGUGACAGGUAGGGGGGAACAGGGACAGAGAGUGACAGGUAGGGGGGGGAACAGGGACAGAGAGUGACAGGUAGAGGGGGAACAGGGACAGAGAGUGACAGGUAGGGGGAGGACAGGGACAGAGAGUGACAGGUAGGGGGAGGGGAACAGGGGGGGACAGGGAAGAGAGAGUGACAGGUGGGGGGGGGGGAACAGGGACAGAGAGUGGACAGGUAGGGGGGGAACAGGGACAGAGAGGGGUGGGGAACAGGGACAGAAGGACAGGUAGAGGGGGGAACAGGGACAGAGAGUGACAGGUAGGGGGGGAACAGGGACAGAGAGUGACAGGUAGGGGAGGACGGGGGGGGGAACAGGGACAGAGAGUGACAGGUAGGGGGGGGGGGGGGAACAGGGACAGAGAGUGACAGGUAGGGGGGAACAGGGACAGAUAGUGACAGGUAGGGGGGAACAGGGACAGAGAGUGACAGUAGUAGGGGGGGGGGGGAACAGGGACAGAGAGUGACAGGUAGGGGGGGAACAGGGACAGAUAGUGACAGGUAGGGGGAACAGGGAACAGGGACAGAGAGUGACAUGUAGGGGGGGAACAGGGACAGAGAGUGACAGGUAGGGGGGGGGGAACAGGGACAGAGAGUGACAGGUAGAGGGGGAACAGGGACAGAGAGUGACAGGUAGGGGGGGAACAGGGAGGGGGAGGGGGAACAGGGACAGAGAGUGACAGGUAGGGGGGGGGGAACAGGGACAGAGAGUGACAGGUAGGGGGGGGAGGGGGGGGGAACAGGGACAGAGAGUGACAGGUAGGGGGGGAACAGGGACAGAUAGUGACAGGUAGGGGGGAACAGGGACAGAGAGUGACAGGUAGGGGGGGGGGGGAGAGAGGAGGACAGAGGGGACAGAGAGUGACAGGUAGGGGGGGGGGAACGGGACAGACUAGUGACAGGUAGGGGGGGGAACAGGGACAGAGAGGACAGAGUAGGGAAAGGAGGUGGGGGGGGGAACAGGGACAGAUAGUGACAGGUAGGGGGGGGGAAGGGAGGAACAGGGAAUAUAGUGAAGGUAGGGGGGGAGGGGGGGAAGACAGGGACAGAGAGUGACAGGUAGGGGGGGAAACAGGGACAGAGAGUGACAGGUAGGGGGGAACAGGGAACAGGGACAGGUUGACAGGUAGGGGGGGGGGGGGGGGAACAGGGACAGAGAGUGACAGGUAGGGGGGGAACAGGGACAACUAUGACAGUAGGGGGGAGGGGGAGGAGGGGAACAGGGGACAGAGAGUGACAGGUAGGGGGGGAAACAGGGAACAGGGACAGAGAAUGACAGGUAGGGGGGGGAAGGGAAACGGGAACAGAUAGUGACAGGUAGGGGGGGGGGAACAGGGAACAGGGACAGAGAGUGACAGGUAGGGGGGGGGGGGAACAGGGACAGAGAGUGACAGUAGGGGGGGAACAGGGGAAGAUAGGUGACGGUAAGGGGGGGGGGGGGAGGGAAAGGGACAGGGACAGAUAGUGACAGGUAGGGGGGGGGAGGGAACAGGACAGAGAGUGACAGGUAGGGGGGGAACCCGGGACAGAGAGUGACAGGUAGUGGCGGGAAGGGACAGAUAGUGACAGGUAGGGGGGAGGAACAGGGACAGAGAGUGACAGGUAGGGGGGGGGGUAGGACGGGACAGGGACAGGAUAGUGACAGGUAGGGGGGGGGGAACAGGGACAGAGAGUGACAGGUGGAGGGGGGGGGAACAGGGACAGAGAGUGACAGUAGGGGGGAACAGGGACCAGAGAAGUGACAGGCUAGGCGGGGGGACAGGGACAGAGCAGAGUGACAGGAUAGGAGGGAACAGGGACAGAUAGUGACAGGUAGGGGGGGAACAGGGACAGAGAGUGACAGGUAGGGUGAGGGGAACAGGGACAGAUAGUGACAGGUAGGGGGGAACAGGGACGAGAGUUGACAGGUAGGGGGGAACAGGGACAGAGAGUGACAGGUAGGGGGGGAACAGGGACAGAUAGUGACAGGUAGGGGGGGAAACAGGGACAGGAGUGACAGGUGGGGGGAGGGAAAGGGAACAGGGACAGAGAGUGACAGGUAGGGGGGGAACAGGGGACAGAAGUGAAAGGUAGGGGGGGAACAGGGAAGAGAGUGACAGGUAGGGGGGGAGGGGCGGGAACAGGGACAGAGAGUGACAGGUAGGGGGGAACAGGGACAGGAGUACAGGUAGGUGAGGGAAGAGGGACAGAUAGGACAGGUAGGGGGGGGAACAGGGACAGAGAGUGACAGGUAGGGGGGGGGGGACAGGGACAGAGUGACAGGUAGGGGGGGGGGGAGGGAACAGGGACAGAGAGUGACAGGUAGGGGGGAACAGGGACAGAGAAUGACAUGUAGGGGGGGAAGGGAAAGGGACAGAGUAGUGACAGGUUAGGGGGGGAAACAGGGACGAGGUGACAGGUAGGGAGGGGGGAACAGGGACAGAUAGUGACAGGUAAGGGGGAGGGAGGACAGGGACAGAGGUGAAGGUAGGGGGCGGGGAACAGGGACAGAUAGUGACAGGUAGGGGGGGCGGGGGGGGGGAACAGGGACAGAGAGUGACAGGUAGGGGGGGAAGGGGAACAGGGACAGAGAGUGACAGGGUAGGGAGGGAACAGGGACAGAUAGUGACAGUAGGGGGGAGGGAACAGGGACAGAGAGUGUGACAGGUAGGGGGGGGGAACAGGGACAGGACAGUGACAGGAGGGGGGAGGAGAACAGGGACGAUAGUGAAGGUAGGGGGGGAAGGGGCCAGGGAACAGGACCGAGGUGACAGGUAGGGGAGGGAACGGGACAGAGUGACAGGUAGGGGGGAAGGGCAGUGGAAGGGAACAGGGACAGAUAGUGACAGGUAGGGGGGGGAGGGAACAGGGACAGAUAGUGACAGUAGAGGGAGGGAACAGGGAAGAUAGUGAAGGUAGGGGGGGGGCGGCGAAGGACGUAGGGGGGGAAAGGAACAGGGACAGAGAGUGACAGGUUAGGGGGGGAACAGUGACAGAUAGUGACGGUAGGGGGGAACAGGGACAGAUAGUGACAGGUAGGAGGGGGGGGAACAGGGACAGUAGGCAGGUAGGGGGGAAAGGGAACAGGGACAGAUAAUGACGGGUUAAAAGGGAAGGGGGGUGUUUGGAAGGUGAACAGUACACGAGUAUGUGACAGGCCUAGAGGAGAGACCGGAGAUGGGAGGCAGGUGAACCCAUGAGCUAGAUGAUAACAGUGACGGUCGGGACGGGAGAAGGAGAGACAGGAGAGGGACAGAGGAGAGAGAAGAGAGAGAGGGAAGGAACAGAAAAGGAGAGAGAUGAGGAUACGAGACGAGACGAUUGGAGAGGGUGAGGGAGAGGAGAAGGAAGGGAUAGCAAAAAGGAGAGAGACCACGGAGAUGUGAGGUUGAGGCCCAUGAGAGAUGUCAGUGGACCAUGCGAACUCAGGGCAGGGAACCGAACAGUAUCAGUUUGGGACCAUAACCGGCACAACUCAUGUUAAUGAAUUCUGGGAUUCCAGCCAGAGUAUGUGAGUGGAGUUGAGCGGUAGGAAAUCCCUCUCAACUCUCAUGGAGUGGUGCUGGCAUGCCACUCCAGCGUUCCACUUCCUUUCCAACCGCUCACAGGAACAAAAAACUGCCGUUCAAAAUUCGCUCCGUUCAUUAAAAUCCUCAUUUAACCAACACCCAUUCUAAUUUUGUGACUACCUGGACCUACCAUUUGUUUUUUUUGAAGUAUUGAAACCAAACCAUAUGGAUUUGAAUGAAAAGUAUUUUAAUAAACAACAGGUAAAGGUGACUGUAAGAAGGGCUCAUCGUUUCAAAUAGGCUACAUGUCGUAUUAAACAGCGUAUUAACACUCUAAAUAGGUCAGUAGCCAGACAGGUAGCCUAAGGAGGAACAAAAAUGAAUUAUUUAGGCUAUAUUAUUAUUUUAAUUAUUUCAAGACUAUAGCCUAUAAAGAAAUACAUUGUGAAGCACUAGCGAGUGCAACACACUAGACUGCCAGGGGACAUAAAGGGCUCAGCAUUUAAACAACAUUUAGUUGCAUUAAAUAAUUAUAGUCUCUAAAUUGUGACUUAGAAUUAAAUAGAAAUUAAACAAAAAAAAUGCUUUAUUAGGCAGGAUAUUCUUUGAAUUCAUUUGUAGAAACAUGAGUUAGUCUGUGGCUUCAGGCAAACACCCCAUUGGCCACUCUUACCAGGCUGUAGAGUUUAUUUAUAUAUUUAUAUAUAUAUAGGUAGGUAGGUAGGUAGGCCUAAAGGUUUUUAGGCAAAAUAACCCAAUCACAACGGAAAGCUCCUUGAACGUGGUAAUAUGCCAGGCCUAUUGGGCCAAAAUCAAUCAUGGCCUAUUGUAUAGAUAAUAGAACGAAAAUGAACUAAAGAUCUGAUUUUUAGUUUAUAAAUACAUUCUACCUCAUUUAUACCUCCUUCCUUUCUGUUAACAUGUGCACUUAGUAAGUUCACCAUCAUGCUUUCAGGAUACGUGUCUUAUCAGAUUCCACAAUGAUUCUUUAGCUGUGGACACGACAUCACCGCACUCCCUCUCUUGCUCUUGGUCCUGAAUGUUUGGCAUACUAGAUGACGGUAGCUAAAACAAGGGGCUAUAGCAGAACACAAGUAGACUGCAAAUGCAUGCUCGGGGCCGGGCCUUGAGCUGAGCUCAGAAGUGAGCGUACGGAGCUCAAUAGAGGGGCGAGAAGGAGAAGUGGGGGAAACCCCCAAGCUCGCGGGGCCGCGCUUCGCGCCCACGCCGCCCGCAACGCGGCCCAAAAACGUAGGGACCGGGGCAUAGGAAGAGAGGGGAGGGGCGCGAGGGGCGGCGAGAGAGCGAGCGAGGCGGCAAAGCGAGCGAGGAAAGCAGCGGAGGGAGAGAGGCGGAGAGGAGAGAGAGGGAGACAGAGCGAGGAGAGGAGAGCGAGAGCGCGGAGAGAGAGCGAGAGAGACCGAGCGAGGGGCGAAGAGAGGCGAGGAGGGCGAGGAGAGCGCGGGAGGCGAGCAGAGGGGAGCAGAGGGCGAGACGAGAGAGGGGAAGGGCAAAGGAGAGAGAGAGAGAGCGAGCGAGAGGGGAAGAGAGCGAGAGAGGCGAGAGAGAGAGCGAGAGAGAGAGAGAGAGAGAGGAGAAGAAAAGCAGAGAGAAAGAGAAGAGAGAGCGAGAGAGCGAAGGAGAGAGAGAGCGAGAGACGCGAGAGAGGCGAAGAGAGAGCGAGAAGAGGGGGGAGAGGAGAAGAGAGGAGAGAGAGAGAGAAAAGAAGAGCGAGAGAGAGAAGGCGAAGAGAGAGAGGCGAGAUCGAGAGAGAGAGGAGAGGAGAGGAGAGGAGAGAGAGAGAGAGGAGAGAGAGAGAGACGAGAGAGAAGAGGGAGAGAGAGGAGAGAGAGAAAAGAGAGAGAGAGAGAGAAGAGAGAGAGAGAAGAGAAAGACGAGAGGAGAGAGGAGAGAGAGAGAAAGGGAGGCAGAGAGAGAGCGGAAGGAGAGAGGGGAAUCGGCGAGGAGCGCGAUGGGCAUAGAGAUUAUCCGCUAUAUCGCUAUCUAUCUCUCUCAUCUCUCUAUCGCUCUCUCUCUCUCUCUCUCUCUAUCUCUCUUCUCUCUCUCUCUCUCUCUCUCUCUCUCUCUCUCCCUCUCUCUGUCUGUAGGGACCCGUUGGCUUCCCUGGAGACCCAGGUCCCCCUGGAGAGCCUGGAGUUGGUGUAAGUACCACGAGGAGAUGUAAAGUGAAUGACGUGAAGCGUCACAGGAAGGAAGCUAGGCAGACAUUCCUCUUAGGCAGUUUUAAGUUUAAUUCAUUGAAAUGUAACAGUAGAUUAUGAUCGAUGCUAAGUAAAAGGAAGAGCUCUUACUGUUAUAUUAGUUCAGAAAGUGCUAUCCUGACUUGUCUUUCUGUUGUAUCUCCUCAGGGAUUGGAUGGCUUGGCUGGAGACAAGGGAGAUGACGGAGACGCUGGUCAGCCAGUAAGUUUUUAUUUAUUUAACCAGGAAAAUACCCUUGAGGCUGUAGGAUUGUGAUGUUGUUGUUAGUGAGAAGGAAAUAUAUGAAGGGAGUAGCCUUGUACACAAAUACACUAUAUAUACAAUAGUAUGUGGACAGCCCCUUCAAAUUAGUGGAUUUGGCUAUUUCAGCCACGCCCGUUGCUGACAGGUGUAUAACAUCGAGCACACAGCCAUGCAAUCUCCAUAGACAAACAUUGGCAGUAGAAUGGCCCGUACUGAAAAGCUCAGUGACUUUCAACGUGGCACCGUCAUAGGAUGCCACCUUUCCAACAAGUCAGUUCGUCAAAUUUCUGCCCUGCCAGAGCUGCCCCGGUCAACUGUAAGUGCUGUUAUUGUGAAGUGGAAACGUCUAGGAGCAACAACAGCUCAGCCGCGAAGUGGUAGGCCACACAAGCUCAGAGAAUGGGACCGCCGAGUGCUGAAGCACUCACUACCGAGUUCCAAACUGCCUCUGGAAGCAACGCCAGCGCAAGAACUGUUCGUCGGGAGCUUCAUGAAAUGGGUUUCCAUGGCCGAGCAGCCGCACACAAGCCUAAGAUCACCAUGCGCAAUGCCAAACGUCAGCUGGAGUGGUGUAAAGCUUGCCGCCAUUGGACUCUGGAGCAGUGGAAACGCGCUGGAGUGAUGUAUCACACUUCAUCAUCUGGCAGUCCGAUGGACGAAUCUGGGUUUGGCGGAUGCCAGGAGAACGCUACCUGCCCAAAUGCAUAGUGCCAACUGUAAAGUUUGGUGGAGGAGGAAUAAUGGUCUGGGGCUGUUUUUCAUGGUUUGUUUGAGGUCCCUUAGUUCCAGUGAAGGGAAAUCUUAACGCUACAGCAUACAAUGACAUUCUAGACGAUUCUGUGCUUCCAACUUUGUGGCAACAGUUUGGGGAAGGCCCUUUCCUGUUUCAGUAUGACAAUGCCCCCGUGCACAAAGCGAGGUCCAUACAUAAAUGGUUUGUCGAGAUCAGUGUGGAAGAAUUUGACUGGCCUGAACAGAGCCCUGACCUUAACCCCAUCCAACACCUUUGGGAUGAAUUGGAAUGCCGACUGCGAGCCAGGCCUAAUCACUCAAUAUCAGUGCCCGACCUCACUAAUGCUCAUGGCUGAAUGGAAGCAAGUCCCCCGCAGCAAUGUUUCAACAUCUAGUGAAAAGCCUUCCCAGAAGAGUGGAGGCUUUUAUACAGUUGAAGUCGGAAGUUUACAUACACUUAGGUUGGAGUCAUUAAAACUCGUUUUUCAACCACUCCACAAAUUUCUUGUUAACAAACUAUAGUUUUGGCAAGUCGGUUAGGACAUCUACUUUGUGCAUGACACAAGUAAUUUUUCCAACAAUUUUUAACGACAGAUUAUUUCACUUAUAAUUCACUGUAUCACAAUUCCAAUGGGUCAGAAGUUUACAUACACUAAGUAGACUGUGCUUUUAAACAGCAUGGAAAAAUCCAGAAAAUGAUGUCAAGGCUUUAGAAGCUUCUGAUAGGCUAAUUGACAUCAUUUGAGUCAAUUGGAGGUGUACCUGUGGAUGUAUUUCAAGGCCUACCUUCAAACUCAGUGCCUCUUUGCUUAACAUCAUGGGAAAAUCUAAAGAAAUCAGCCAAGACCUCAGAAAAAACAUUGUAGACCUCCACAAGUCUGGUUCAUCCUUGGGAGCAAUUUCCAAAUGCCUGAAGGUACCACGUUCAUCUGUACAAACAAUAGUACGCAAGUAUAAACACCAUGGGACCACGCAGCCGUCAUACCGCUCAGGAAGGAGACGCGUUCUGUCUCCUAGAGAUGAACGUACUUUGGUGCGAAAAGUGCAAAUCAAUCCCAGAACAACAGCAAAGGACCUUGUGAAGAUGCUGGAGGAAACAGGUACAAAAGUAUUUAUAUCCACAGUAAAACGAGUCCUAUAUCGACAUAACCUGAAAUGCCUCUCAGCAAGGAAGAAGCCACUGCUCCAAAACCGCCAUAAAAAAGACAGACUACGGUUUGCAACUGCACAUGGGGACAAAGAUCAUACUUUUUGGAGAAAUGUCCUCUGGUCUGAUUGAACAAAAAUAGAACUGUUUGGCCAUAAUGACCAUGGUUAUGUUUGGAGGAAAAAUGGGGAUGCUUGCAAGCCGAAGAACACCAUCCCAACCGUGAAGCACGGGGGUGGCAGCAUCAUGCUGUGGGGGUGCUUUGCUGCAGGAGAGACUGGUGCACUUCACAAAAUAGAUGGCAUCAUGAGGAAGGAAAAUUAUGUGGAUAUAUUGAAGCAACAGCUCAAGACAUCAGACAGGAAGUUAAAGCUUGUUCGCAAAUAGGUCUUCCAAAUGGACAAUGACCCCAAGCAUACUUCCAAAGUUGUGGCAAAAUGGCUUAAGGACAACAAAGUCAAGGUAUUGGAGUGGCCAUCACAAAGCCCUGACCUCAAUCCUAUAGAACAUUUGUGGGCAGAACUGAAAAAGCGUAUGCGAGCAAGGAGGCCUACAAACCUGACUCUGUUACACCAGCUCUGUCAGGAGGAAUGGGCCAAAAUUCACCCAACUUAUUGUGGGAAGCUUGUGGAAGGCUACCCGAAACGUUUGACCCAAGUUAAACAAUUUAAAGGCAAUGCUACCAAAUACUAAUUGAGUGUAUGUAAACUUCUGACCCACUGGGAAUGUGAUGAAAGAAAUAAAAGCUGAAAUAAAUAAUUCUCUCUACUAUUAUAGUUUGUUUGUCUACACUGCUGAAUCUGUGUGAUUUAUGACUGCUCGACAAGCCGUUUUUGGCUGUUUUAAAAUAAUAAAUAAUAAAUAAUAUGCCAUUUAGCAGACGCUUUUAUCCAAAGCGACUUACAGUCAUGUGUGCAUACAUUUUUGUGUAUGGGUGGUCCCGGGGAUCGAACCCACUACCUUGGCGUUACAAGCGCUGUGCUCUACCAGCUGAGCUACAGAGGACCACCCAUUUUACUGACUGUUACAAACUGUCUUUCUAUUUGUGCAAAAUAAACUAAACUACGUUGCAGUUAUUAAACAAACAAUCAAUCAUAAUGUUAGUCAAAAAUAUCAAAUUCCCAGUUCAUGCUACAAAUCCAGCUUCAUAAGAGGUUUUAAAAAUAGGCUAUUAUUUUACUCAGAAUUUCAGGCUUUAAGUCAGGUUUAAGUAAGGCAGAAUAGAUGGACUCAAUUCAAUGCAUGAUUAAUAUAAUUCACCAAUACAUUUAUUGGUAGUCCAAUAAAUAUUGCAAUCAGGUUGUAAAUCACAGCUGGCCUGGACAUGCACUGUUUCAGUUUCAAUUACUCAAUAUUUUGGAGAAAACGGACGAAUGUAACCAAGGCUGGGAAUGUCAAUACAAUCAAACUAGCAAGGGCAAUGAUCACAAGUCAGUCAUAACGUGGCUAGUAGGCUAGCGUAACUAUUUAUAUAGCUAUUUAUUUACCAAACUAAGAACAUGGAGCCUAAGUUGUUGUUGAUGUGCAUAACUGAGGGAGAGAGAGCCUACCUUUUCAUGGUUGUUUGAUCAACAGGACUGUAAAGUUCCCAAAUGUAAGAGGACUCCCGUGGUGUUUACAUAUUUGCAGAAAUCCAUUCAGGUGUAUUUUGUGGCGAAUGCUUUCUAAUGAUCUAAUGUCGCGCUGUUGCUACUGCCUGUAAACACACCGUCCAGUUCAAAGUGAAUGAUGGGCAGGCCUGUGUGGCAAAUAGCUUAUUUGCAUAUAGGCCUACUGUAGCUCUGAUUGGCUAUGGCGCACCGGUCGGUGUAGAGUCCGGUCCUGGACGAGACAGAUGUUUUUAUUAGGGUUUUAUUUACUGCAGUGUCUAUUAAUUGUCCAAACGCUCGGCUGCUUUCCCGCUCUAUAUUACUAUAGAAUUUUCACAAACGCCACACUAUACGUCAUUCCCAAACAUUCUAUAAAUGUAUGAAAACUGAAAAUGACCAUAUCUAAUCGCUCGCUUGUCAGAAUUUUUUUUUUAAAGGCAUCAUAUUCUUCCUGGGGGUGUAUGUGAACAGAUUCUAAUAAGCUAAAACCCUGUCAGAUCCACUUUAAAGGUAUUGGAGGGUUGCAUAUAAAUAAUGUCAACAUUGUCCAACACAGAUCACAAUUUCGCUGGCACAAGAUCCUUCCUAACUGAUAUAGAAUUCACUGUUGUUGUUGUUGUUGUUGUUGUUGAGGAUGUUGAUGAUGAGGUUGUUGUUGUUGAUGUUGAUGAUAAGGUUGUUGUUGUUGUUGAGGAUGAUGAUGAUGAUGAUGAUGUUGUUGUUGUUGUUGUAUUGUGGAUCUAGUACCUAACUGGUCUGGGGUGUGUUGUUUCAGGGCCCAUCUGGUCCUUCUGGAGAAGCUGGGCCACCAGGACCACCCGGGAAGAGGGUAAGUGUCUGCCAACAAAACUUUAUUAGCCCACUAAGGUAUUCGCUAGCGGAGCUAACACAUGUUCCAGGUUUCAGGCAAGGUUACUCACCAUUAUCCAAAAUUGUAGAUGUUGCUGAAUUGAAAUACUAGGUACAAUACACUACAAUACUAAUCUGAUUUCCCUUGGUUGAGCAGCGACUCUCCACACAAGCCAAUAUUCAGAGAUGGUUUUUUGUUUUUGAUUCGUUUUAUAAUAGAAUAUCGACCUGUUUUCAGUUUGACUGACAGUGAUGCGAAAGCAGUGGGAUGAACACUCAAGUCCAGGAUGUCAAGAUGUCAUUCUUACCUCUGGCACCUCCUGCCGAUCGUGUCACACAACCCGGGCCUCGCUGUCGAGCGUGGAGAUUAACUGCGUCCCAAAUGUGCACAAUCUUCCCUCUGGUGAAAAGUAGUGCACUUUAUAAAGGGUUAGGGUACCGUUUGGGACGCAGCUAUGUUUUCUUACCACUUGUACAACCUGGCCCAAUUAAAGCCGUCACCUUUAAUGGAGAAGCAGUAAAAUGCUAUAAACCGCUACACCAAUACUGUCAAAUAAUAAAGAGUUGGCACUGCAUGGUGACAAGAACAAGUGUCCGCGUCCCAAAUAGAAACCUAUUCCUUAUGUAGUGCACUACUUUUGGUCAAGUGUAGUGCACUACAUAGUGAACAGGGUACCGUUUGGGACGUGGCCCAAAACGUUUUCUUUUAAAUGGAAGCUUCAAUUCAGUUCAAUUCGAAGUCAAUUGGAACGUACUGGUGUUACUUUAACGUACUGGGGUUACUCACACUUUAUGUUAUUACACCAUCAAAUCAAAGAUGUGUUUCUACAUGGCUCAGCGUCAAGUGUGAGGGUUUUCCUUCACUUGUAAAAUCUAAUUUGUGUUGUGGAAAAAUAUGAGUUGAAAGCUACAGUCUUCAUGGACUUUCCCCCUACACGACACAUAAUAGAUGCUAUACAUAUUCAACUCAUUGUGUCAGCUACACCGGGGGACAGUAUAGUCAUAAUAUAAUCAUAUAGAUGUAUUAAUAUUGUCAUAUAGAUGUAUUAAUAUAGUCAUAUAGAUGUAUUAAUAUAGUCAUAUAGAUGUAUUAAUAUAGUUAUAUAGAUGUAUUAAUAUAGUCAUAUGGAUGUAUUAAUAUUGUCAUAUGGAUGUAUUAAUAUAGUCAUAUAGAUGUAUUAAUAUAGUUAUAUGGAUGUAUUAAUAUUGUCAUAUGGAUGUAUUAAUAUAGUCAUAUAGAUGUAUUAAUAUAGUUAUAUGGAUGUAUUAAUAUUGUCAUAUGGAUGUAUUAAUAUAGUCAUAUAGAUGUAUUAAUAUAGUUAUAUGGAUGUAUUAAUAUAGUCAUAUAGAUGUAUUAAUAUAGUCAUAUACAGUGCAUUCGGAAAGUAUUCAGACCCUUGACUUUUUCCACAUUUUGUUACAUUCGAGCCUUAUUCUAAAAUUGAUUAAAUAGUUUUUUUCCAUCAUCAAUCUACACACAAUACCACAUAGUGACGAAGCAAAAACUGGUUUUUAGAAUUUUUAUCAAAUGUAGAUUUAAAAAAAGAAGGAAAUAUCACAUUUACAUAAAUAUUCAGACUCUUUACUCAGUACUUUGUUGAAGCACCUUUGGCAGCGAUUACAACCUUGAGUCUUCUUGGGUAUGACGCUACAAGUUUGGCACACCUGUAUUUGGGGAAAUUCUCCCAUUCUUCUAUGCAGAUCCUCUCAUAUAUUCCAAGACAUAUCACGCUGAUGACACAGCUUCUGGUGCUUAGUAAGCGAUAUUUCCAAGACAUAUCACGCUGAUGACACAGCUUCUGGUGCUUAGUAAGCGAUAUUUCCAAGACAUAUCACGCCGAUGACACAGCUUCUGGUGCUUAGUAAGCGAUAUUUCCAAGACAUAUCACGCUGAUGACACAGCUUCUGGUGCUUAGUAAGCGAUAUUUCCAAGACAUAUCACGCUGAUGACACAGCUUCUGGUGCUUAGUAAGCGAUAUUUCCAAGACAUAUCACGCUGAUGACACAGCUUCUGGUGCUUAGUAAGCGAUAUUUCCAAGACAUAUCACACCGAUGACACAAACUGCUGGGCAGAUGAAAACAUAUGACCAUUUACAAUAUUCAAAUGAGCAUUUCCCUAUAGACAUACAUGUACAAUUUCUGACUUACAGUAGGUGUGUAGGUCAUUGAUGCAUGGCGAUGCUUAGCUCAGUCAGUUGGGUUGUACUCUGUUAAAAGAAAGACGGAUCGGUGUCCGUAACCCAGGGCCAUCCAGGGCCAUCCAGGUUAUGGACAGUGAUGCUAAAACAACAACCUGUUUGUAAUGCUUUAGCCACAGGCGGUUAUUCAGAUCUUAAUGCUAUAGCCUCCUUUAGCUACACUACCAGUGUGAAUAUAAUCUAAUUUACUGGAGCCGAUUGUCCCUAUCUGACCUGCUCUAAGCUGGUUCUGCUUCUAGUCAAGGUCAUCAGUCGUAUAUUGAGACAUGACCAUCAAUAGUUAUUACUCAACAUAUAUAUAUAUAUAUACAGUAUAUAUUUUUACUUGAAUAAGCACCGUUUUUUUCAACCCAAGUGUAUAUACUAAAUAGAUGUUGUAAUAUCUCUAGACUGUUUUAACCAUCUGUGAUUGUACACUGUCUACCAAGCUGGUGAGUGGUGCCUCUUACCCCUACAGGGACCCAUUGGACCAGCCGGAACUGAGGGAAGACAAGGAGAGAAGGGUUCUAAGGUAAGAGGCAGAGACACACAGAGAGAGACACAGACACACACACACACACACACACACACACACACACACACACACACACAUGUCCAUUCAAACAGAAGUGUAGGAUUAGAGUUGAUGUGAUGGAGACAGGCAAAGCCUCUCAGAACUUCCUGGUCUGUCAAAGCUGGCUUCUAAUUGGUUGUCAGAACGGUUUAAUCCAGAACGGUUUAAUCCUCCAACGCCGUUGUCCGAUCUGACGGUACAUUUAUGGAUCUCCAAUCCUUUGUGUCUGUUCUCAUGGCCUGAUGGAGGACAUCAGGUGACUGAGUUGAGGCUUCUGUGUGAUUGUUGUAAUUCCCAAAAACCUCUGAAAGGUGCCUUAUCUUUUGAGGGUGAAUAGGACUUUUGAGGGUGAACAGUUUUUUUAUUUUUUUAUUAGGAUCCCCAUUAGCUGUUGCGAAAGCAGGAGCUGCUCUUCUUGGGGUCCACACAAAACAUGAAACAUGACAUAAUACAGAACAUUAAUAGACAAGAACAGCUCAAGGACAGAACUACAUCAAUUUAAAAUGGCACACGUAGCCUACAUAUCAAUACAUACACACAAACUAUCUAGGUCAAACAGGGGAGAGGCCUUGUGCCAUGAGGUGUUGCUUUAUCUGUUUUUUGAAACCAGGUUUGCUGUUUAUUUGAGCAAUAUGAGAUGGAAGGGAGUUCCAUGCAAUAAUGGCUCUAUAUAAUACUGUACGCUUUCUUGAAUUUGUUCUGAAUUUGGGGACUGUGAAGAGACCUCUGGUGGCAUGUCUGGUGGGGUAAGUGUGUGUGUGUCAGAGCUGUGUGUAAGUUGACUAUGCAAACAAUUUGGGAUUUUCAACACAUGAAUGUUUCUUAUAAAAGAAGUGAUGCAGUCAGUCUCUCCUCAACGCUUAGCCAAGAGAGACAGGCAUGCAUGGUAUUGAUAUCAGCCCUCAACCGUUUUGAGCCAAUUGUAGUAGUACAGUACAACUGUAUUGAACUGUAUUAAACAGUUUUCACCUUCACUUUUAUAAGUCUAAUUUAUAGAUCUCUCUCUCUCUCUCUCUUCUAUGCCUAUAAUAUGUAUUCUGAUUCAACAUGUCAGCUAAUCAUCAAGUCCUUGAUUAGAUGAAUCAGGUAGUCAGGCCUACAACAACACGGUGAAACGUCCCCGAGGAAGGAAGGUCAUGCUGAACUGAUUUGAAUGUAGCUCAAUGUUACUACUGUGUGACUCCAUGAUGAGGCUGAAGAUAUUGAUACAGUGGUAUUCAAUGUUAUGAUUGUGUUUUGCAGGGUGAGGCUGAAGAUAUUGAUACAGUGGUAUUCAAUGUUAUGAUUGUGUUUUGCAGGGUGAGGCUGAAGAUAUUGAUUACAGUGGUAUUCAAUGUUAUGAUUGUGUUUUGCAGGGUGAGGCUGAAGAUAUUGAUACAGUGGUAUUCAAUGUUAUGAUUGUGUUUUGCAGGGUGAGGCUGAAGAUAUUGAUACAGUGGUAUUCAAUGUUAUGAUUGUGUUUUGCAGGGUGAGGCUGAAAAUAUUGAUACAGUGGUAUUCAAUGUUAUGAUUGUGUUUUGCAGGGUGAGGCUGAAGAUAUUGAUACAGUGGUAUUCAAUGUUAUGAUUGUGUUUUGCAGGGUGAGGCUGAAGAUAUUGAUACAGUGGUAUUGAAUGUUAUGAUUGUGUUUUGCAGGGUGAGGCUGAAGAUAUUGAUUACAGUGGUAUUGAAUGUUAUGAUUGUGUUUUGCAGGGUGAGGCUGAAGAUAUUGAUUACAGUGGUAUUCAAUGUUAUGAUUGUGUUUUGCAGGGUGAGGCUGAAGAUAUUGAUACAGUGGUAUUCAAUGUUAUGAUUGUGUUUUGCAGGGUGAGGCUGAAGAUAUUGAUUACAGUGGUAUUGAAUGUUAUGAUUGUGUUUUGCAGGGUGAGGCUGAAGAUAUUGAUUACAGUGGUAUUCAAUGUUAUGAUUGUGUUUUGCAGGGUGAGGCUGAAAAUAUUGAUACAGUGGUAUUCAAUGUUAUGAUUGUGUUUUGCAGGGUGAGGCUGUAAAUAUUGAUACAGUGGUAUUCAAUGUUAUGAUUGUGUUUUGCAGGGUGAGGCUGAAAAUAUUGAUACAGUGGUAUUCAAUGUUAUGAUUGUGUUUUGCAGGGUGAGGCUGAAAAUAUUGAUACAGUGGUAUUCAAUGUUAUGAUUGUGUUUUGCAGGGUGAGGCUGUAAAUAUUGUUACCGUGGUAUUCAAUGUUAUGAUUGUGUUUUGCAGGGUGAGGCUGAAAAUAUUGUUACCGUGGUAUUCAAUGUUAUGAUUGUGUAUUGCAGGGUGAGGCUGAAAAUAUUGAUACAGUGGUAUUCAAUGUUAUGAUUGUGUAUUGCAGGGUGAGGCUGAAAAUAUUGAUACAGUGGUAUUCAAUGUUAUGAUUGUGUAUUGCAGGGUGAGGCUGAAAAUAUUGUUACCGUGGUAUUCAAUGUUAUGAUUGUGUUUUGCAGGGUGAGGCUGAAAAUAUUGAUACAGUGGUAUUCAAUGUUAUGAUUGUGUUUUGCAGGGUGAGGCUGAAAAUAUUGAUACCGUGGUAUUCAAUGUUAUGAUUGUGUUUUGCAGGGUGAGGCUGUAAAUAUUGAUACAGUGGUAUUGAAUGUUAUGAUUGUGUUUUGCAGGGUGAGGCUGUAAAUAUUGAUACAGUGGUAUUGAAUGUUAUGAUUGUGUUUUGCAGGGUGAGGCUGGAGCAGAUGGGCCUGAUGGUAAAACUGGACCUGUCGGACCCCAGGGGCCCUCUGGGAAGCCUGGACCUGACGGCCUGCGUGGAAUCCCCGGCCCUGUUGUGAGUUAACUAGCUAUACACAAUCUGUUAUGCAUGAUCUACACACUACAGUAUCGCUGUCAUGACUCCUCUGAAGCUAAGCAGGGACGGGAGACUCCCCUGGAUGGGAGACCAGAUGGAAGUGGUGUUGGAGGAACAGUAGGAGGCAGUCUUUCCUCUGGUCUAAGGAGAUCCCAGUGCCCCAGGGCAGUGAGGGGGACAUUGCCCUGUGUAGGGUGCAGUCUUUCAGAUGGGAUGUUAAACGGGUGUCCCGACUCUCUGUGGUCACUAAAGAUCCCAUGGAACUUAUCGUAAGAGUAGGGGUGUUAACCCCGGUGUCCUGGCUAAAUUCCCAAUCUGGCCUUCAUACCAUCAUGGCCACCUAAUCAUCCCCUGCUUCCAAUUGGCUCAUUCAUCGCCCCCUCCUUUCCCCUGUAACUAUUCCACAGGUCGUCGCUGUGAAUGAGAAUGUGUUCUCAGUCAACUUACCUGGUAAAAUAAAGGUUAAAUAAAUCAAUAAAAUGAGUUACCUGGCUAGAUUCAGGUCCUAACUAAUCAGAUGACAGAUACAGUGUAUGUUACAUAUAUAUGCUUAUCAUCACAUUAUCAAGAUUAAAAUGGUGUGAUAAUGGUAAUAAUAAUGAUAAUGUGAUGAUAAUGUGAUGGAUAAUGUGAAGGAUAAUGUAAUGGAGGAUGUGAUACAUAUUCUCAGGGUGAACAAGGACUUCCUGGUGCUUCUGGAAUGGACGGACCUCCCGGACCAAUGGUAAUAACAACAUGAUAAUUACAUGAUAAUUACAAGGUUUUUGUAUUUACGUGUAUUUACAUAGCCCCCCUUUUCCUCCAACUCAAAGCACCUUAUACUGGGGUAACUCAUCCUUAGAUAUACUGUUCCAUCCACUGAUUAGUCCGUCUGUGACAAACUGAUUCCGGAUGUUUCUCUCUUUUCAGGGUCCCCCUGGUCUUGCUGGUUUGAAAGGAACUUCUGGCGGUAAGGGAGAAAAGGUAUGACUAGAACAUUCUGAUGCUGAUGAUGACGUUAUAGAGAAAAUAAUGUUCCCUCCAUCUCUCUUUCAAAGUUAACAAAGUUUGUACUUUACAGAGUCAACUCUCUAUGUGAUUUAAUGUGGUGAUUGAAAUUGUACACGUGAUUUAAUCGAAUGUGUGUAAUGAUCAUAGGUUUAUACCCCUGAGUGGCGCAGUGGUCUAAGGCACUGCAUCGCAGUGCUAACUGUGCCACUAGAGAUCCUGGUUCAAAUCCAGGCUCUGUCGCAGCCGGCCGCGAUCGGGAGACUCAUGGGCGGCGCACAAUUGGCCCAGGGUAGGGGAGGGAAUGGCCGGCAGGGAUGUAGCUCAGUUGAUAGAGCAUGGCGUUUGCAACGCCAGGGUUGUAGGUUCGAUUCCCACGGGGGGCCAGUAUAAAAAAAAAUAAUAAUAAUGUAUUCACUAACUGUAAGUCGCUCUGGAUAAGAGCGUCUGCUAAAUGACUAAAAUGUAAAUGUAAAUGUUUAGAGCUAGCAUGCAGCAGGAUAGUAGACCUAGCAAUAGACUCUAGUUACAGUAGCAGGUGCCAUAGACGCACUACCACUGUUAAAUCUAUUCUAUAAACAGAAUGGUCCUUUACCUUCGUAACUAAGACAGUAUUUUGUUACCCGCAACACACAGAGACCACUAAUAACGUGGCAGGUGGUUUCAACUCAUUAGUUUAAUCCACAUAAUGUUACUUGGCAUAAGUUAACAACAGAUUGUUAUGAACAAAGAUGUUGACGAAGUUACAUGUGAUUUGCGUGUGAUUGAUCACUGCUACAGCAUUUCUCCUGCCUGUGGAUGUCUGUUUACACUAUUUCUGUGACAGUUAAUCUGAAGCUAUUUCUCUCUCUGUCGUGUACUGUGUGAAUAUCCCAUCUAACACUGUCCACAUCUCUCUCUCCUCCCCCUCUCUCCAUCUCUCUCUCGCUUUCUCGCUCUCUCCUUCUCUCUCUUCCCCUCCACCUCUCUCUCUCCCUCCCCCUCUCUCCUUCUCUCCCUCCCCCUCUCUCUCUCCCUCCCCCUCUCUCUCUCUCCCUCCCCCUCUCUCUCUCCCUCCCCCCCUCUCUCUCCCUCCCCCUCUCUCUCCCUCCCCCUCUCUCUCUCCCUCCCCCUCUCUCUCUCUCCCUCCCCCUCUCUCUCUCUCCCUCCCCCUCUCUCUCUCCCUCCCCCUCUCCCUCUCCCUCCCCCUCUCUCUCCCUCCCCCUCUCUCUCUCCCUCCCCCCCUCUCUCUCUCUCCCUCCCCCUCUCUCUCUCCCUGUCCUCCAGGGUCACCCAGGUCUGAUUGGUCUGAUUGGACCGCCUGGUGAGUUCGGAGAGAAGGGAGACAGAGGUCUGCCUGGACCCCAGGGAACUGGUGGAGGCAAGGGAGAUGCUGUAAGUGACUGACAAGUGUAUUACUCAUUGAUUAACUAUCUAUAAACAAAUGAUUAAUAGUCGAUGAAUGGCGCAUUAAUCUUUUAUUAACUACACCUUUAUGUAAAGUGUUUGCUCAUUGGUUCAUACUACUGUAAAGUGUUAGCUCAUUGGUUCAUACUACUGUAAAGUCUUAGCUCAUUGGUUCAUACUACUGUAAAGUCUUAGCUCAUUGGUUCAUACUACUGUAAAGUGUUGAUUGUCUUCGUGUGAAGUGUCAUCUCAUUGGUUAAUACUGCUGUGCUGUGUCUCUGCAGGGUGUUGGCGGUUCCGCUGGUCCUCUUGGCCCUCCUGGUCCCCCUGGUAUUCCUGUAAGUUCCUUGUCAAAACAUCGUAAUUUUCUACCAUUUCAUCAUGUUCCUAGUCUUACUGUUCACUGUUUGUCUCUCUUUUUCUUGCCCCUUAGGGAGCUGUAGGUUCUAAAGGUUCCAAGGGAUCAACGGUAAGUUCUGUUCACCAGAAGACUAACUGAAAACACUAAGAUCCCUCUGUGGUAUAUAUAUGACUGGUGUGAUAACGUCCGUGUGUAAUGUUGUGUCCUGUGUCUGUUGUUAGGGUGGAGCUGGCCAGAAGGGCGACACUGGUAUGAUCGGACCACCCGGACCUCCUGUAAGUCAACAUUUCCUCUCUCAACAAGAGCUCAGAUGCUUUCACGACUCUCCACUUUGAUUGACCUUUCGCCUAUUUCUGAUUGGCCAAUUUCACUGACCCCUGACCUCUGUGCUCUUCCAUUUCAGGGUCCUCCUGGGGACAUCAUCCAGCCGCUGCCCAUCCAGCAGGCGAGCAGGAAGAACAGACGGCAGGCGGAGGACGACGGCGUGCAGGGCGACGCGGAGGCCACAGCGGACAUGGAGGACGUGUUCGGUUCCCUGAACAACCUGAAGCAGGACAUCGAGAGGAUGAAGUUCCCCAUGGGGACGCAGGACAACCCUGCCAGGACCUGUAACGACCUGCACCUCAGCCAGCCUGACUUCCCUGACGGUGGGUUAGAGAGAUAGGGUCCAGAGUUUUUUCCUAGUCUGGUCACAUGGUAAAGAACAGGACUGGUCAGAUGUCUGGAGGGCUGAUGUACUGCUAGUUGAUGUUCUACCUGGUAGUUCGUUCAUUGGCUAGCAUCUCUAAUUGGCCAGCGACAGAGAUUCCAGUCACAUGGUGUUAAAAGUAGUGAAUAGCCUUGGUAUAGGAUGUUUUACAACCACCUGCACCUCAGCCAGUCUGAUAUCCCUGGUGGUGGGUCAUUAGAGAGAUAGGGUCCAGAGUUUUUCCUGCACCUCAGCCAGUCUGAUAUCCCUGGUGGUGGGUCAUUAGAGAGAUAGGGUCCAGAGUUUUUCCUGCACCUCAGCCAGUCUGAAUUUCCCUGGUGGUGGGCCUAGUCUGGUCCCAGAUCUGUGUGUGCGAUCAGGUUAGAGAUCUAGUCUGGUCCGAUCAUGCCAACAACGUUUGGUGUGACAAUACGUGAUAAGGAGUUGGCAAGAGAACAGAACCAGACUGGUACCCAGGCUUUUAGAGAACAGAACCAGACUGGUACCCAGGCUAUUAGAGAACAGAACCAGACUGGUACCCAGGCCUUUAGACAACAGAACCAGACUGGUACCCAGGCUAUUAGAGAACAGAACCAGACUGGUACCCAGGCUUUUAGACAACAGAACCAGACUGGUACCCAGGCUUUUAGAGAACAGAACCAGACUGGUACCCAGGCUUUUAGAGAACAGAACCAGACUGGUACCCAGGCUAUUAGAGAACAGAACCAGACUGGUACCCAGGCUUUUAGAGAACAGAACCAGACUGGUACCCAGGCUAUUAGACAACAGAACCAGACUGGUACCCAGGCCUUUAGAGAACAGAACCAGACUGGUACCCAGGCUAUUAGAGAACAGAACCAGACUGGUACCCAGGCUAUUAGACAACAGAACCAGACUGGUACCCAGGCCUUUAGACAACAGAACCAGGCUGGUACCCAGGCUAUUAGAGAACAGAACCAGACUGGUACCCAGGCUUUUAGAGAACAGAACCAGACUGGUACCCAGGCUAUUAGACAACAGAACCAGACUGGUACCCAGGCCUUUAGAGAACAGAACCAGACUGGUACCCAGGCUAUUAGAGAACAGAACCAGACUGGUACCCAGGCUAUUAGAGAACAGAACCAGACUGGUACCCAGGCCUUUAGACAACAGAACCAGGCUGGUACCCAGGCUAUUAGAGAACAGAACCAGACUGGUACCCAGGCCUUUAGACAACAGAACCAGACUGGUACCCAGGCUAUUAGAGAACAGAACCAGACUGGUACCCAGGCCUUUAGACAACAGAACCAGACUGGUACCCAGGCUAUUAGAGAACAGAACCAGACUGGUACCCAGGCUAUUAGACAACAGAACCAGACUGGUACCCAGGCUAUUAGACAACAGAACCAGACUGGUACCCAGGCUAUUAGACAACAGAACCAGACUGGUACCCAGGCCUUUAGACAACAGAACCAGGCUGGUACCCAGGCUAUUAGAGAACAGAACCAGACUGGUACCCAGGCUUUUAGACAACAGAACCAGACUGGUACCCAGGCUAUUAGACAACAGAACCAGACUGGUACCCAGGCUUUUAGAGAACAGAACCAGACUGGUACCCAGGCCUUUAGACAACAGAACCAGACUGGUACCCAGGCUUUUAGACAACAGAACCAGACUGGUACCCAGGCUAUUAGAGAACAGAACCAGACUGGUACCCAGGCCUUUAGACAACAGAACCAGACUGGUACCCAGGCUUUUAGACAACAGAACCAGACUGGUACCCAGGCUAUUAGAGAACAGAACCAGACUGGUACCCAGGCCUUUAGACAACAGAACCAGACUGGUACCCAGGCUAACCAGGCUAUUAGAGAACAGAACCAGACUGGUACCCAGGCUAUUAGAGAACAGAACCAGACUGGUACCCAGGCUAUUAGAGAACAGAACCAGACUGGUACCCAGGCUAUUAGAGAACAGAACCAGACUGGUACCCAGGCUAUUAGACAACAGAACCAGACUGGUACCCAGGCUUUUAGACAACAGAACCAGACUGGUACCCAGGCUAUUAGAGAACAGAACCAGACUGGUACCCAGGCUUUUAGACAACAGAACCAGACUGGUACCCAGGCCUUUAGAGAACAGAACCAGACUGGUACCCAGGCUAUUAGACAACAGAACCAGACUGGUACCCAGGCUAUUAGACAACAGAACCAGACUGGUACCCAGGCUAUUAGACAACAGAACCAGACUGGUACCCAGGCUAUUAGACAACAGAACCAGACUGGUACCCAGGCUUUUAGACAACAGAACCAGACUGGUACCCAGGCUAUUAGAGAACAGAACCAGACUGGUACCCAGGCCUUUAGACAACAGAACCAGACUGGUACCCAGGCUAUUAGAGAACAGAACCAGACUGGUACCCAGGCCUUUAGACAACAGAACCAGACUGGUACCCAGGCUUUUAGAGAACAGAACCAGACUGGUACCCAGGCUAUUAGAGAACAGAACCAGACUGGUACCCAGGCUAUUAGAGAACAGAACCAGGUAGAAGGACUACCAGUUCCUGACUCUGUGUAUACUUCCAUAUUAACUCUUCAUUUACAAAUGUGAUAUUUAAUAUAUUUACUUGGCAAAGGUUUAUGUGACUGAAAAGUAAAGUAAAAAAAGUAAAGAGCAGUGCUUUUCUCAAUCUGAGUCUCUCUCAAUCUGAGUCUCUCUCAAUCUGAGUCUCUCUCAAUCUGAGUCUCUCUCAAUCUGAGCGUCUCUCUCAAUCUGAGCGUCUCUCUCAAUCUGAGCGUCUCUCUCAAUCUGAGCGUCUCUCUCAAUCUGAGCGUCUCUCUCAAUCUAAGCGUCUCUCUUAAUCUGAGUCUCUCUCAAUCUGAGUCUCUCUCAAUCUGAGUCUCUCUCAAUCUGAGUCUCUCAAUCUGAGUCUCUCUCAAUCUGAGUCUCUCUCAAUCUGAGUCUCUCUCAAUCUGAGUCUCUCUCAAUCUGAGCAUAUCAUUCAAUCUGAGCAUCUCAUUCAAUCUGAGUGAUUCCCGAUAUACAGUAAUAUGAGGCAUUAUGCAUUAACCUUGCCACAUGGCCCCAGUACAUCAUGUUAAUGGCUGUGUGUGUUGUGAUGUUCAGGUGAAUACUGGAUCGAUCCUAACCAGGGCUGUACUGGAGACUCCUUCAAGGUCUACUGUAACUUCACAGCUGGAGGAGAGACCUGUAUCUACCCCGACAAGAAGUCCGCCGGUGUACGUUACUGGGAAAUAACGUAUACAAUGCCUAUAGAUACAAGAACAAGUUGCAGUAAAUUUGAACCUGAAUUUUCACUGCAUUUUCAUACUCACUGUUAGACCUAUUCUGUAUAUAUAUUUUAUUCAGAGACAUUAACAGUUAGCAUGUUGUUUUAUUUCUAUGUAUUCUGUGUAACAGGUCAGAAUAUCUAACUGGCCCAAGGAGGCUCCAGGAUCAUGGUUCAGUGAAUUUAAACGGGGAAAAUAGUAAGUAUAGGAAAUAUCCAACUCUCAAAGCAGUUAUAGAUUUCUGAAAUUCAAAAUCACUUUCAAUGACAACUGUCACCAUUUCUCCAACUCUCCUCCCUCCCAUCCUCCCUCCCCUCUACCUCACCCUCUCCCCCUCCCCUCUUCCUCACCUCUCCCCCUCCCCUCUACCUCACCCUCUCCCCCUCCCCUCUUCCUCACCCUCUCCCCCUCCCCUCUUCCUCACCCUCUGUCCCAUCCCCUCUACCUCACCCUCUCCCCCUCCCCUCUAUCCUCACCCUCUCCCCUUCCCCUCUACCUCAACGCCCCCUCUCCCCCCUCCCCUCUACCUCCCCCUCUCCCUCCCCCUCUCCCCCCUCCCCCCUUACCUCACCCUCUCCCCCUUCCCUACCUCACCCUCUCCCCCUCCCUCACCUCCCCCUCUCCCCCUCCCCUCUACCUCCCCCUCUCCCCCUCCCCUCUACCUCACCCUCUGCCCCCCCUCCCCUCUACCUCACCCGCAUCGCCCCUCCCCUCUACCUCACCUCACCCCUCCCCCUCCUCCUCACCCUCUCCCCCUCCCCUCUACCUCCCCCUCUCCCCCUCCCCCUCCCCUCUACCUCCCCCCUUUCCCCUCCCCUCUACCUCCCCCUUUCCCUCCUCCCCUCUACCUCACCAUCUCCCCCUCCCCUCUACCUCACCCUCUCCCCCUCCCCUCUACCUCACCCUCUCCCCCAGUUGAACUACGUGGACAUGGAGGAGAACACCAUCCAGACGGUCCAGAUGACCUUCCUGAAGCUGCUCAGCUCAACGGCCCGUCAGAACUUCACCUACAUCUGCCACCAGUCCGUAGCCUGGUACGAUGCCAAGGCAGACGGCUACGACAAGGCUCUACGCUUCCUGGGUUACAACGACGAGGAGAUGUCCUAUGAUAAUAACCCCUUCAUCAAGGCACUGUCGGACGGAUGCUCAGUAAGGACACAGUAUAGAUUGUAUACAGAAUUUAGGUUAUAUUAUAAACAGUAUGUAGGUUAUAUUAUGUACAGGUUAAAUGAUAUACAAGUUAUAUUAUAUACAGGUUAUAUUAUAUACAGUAUUGAGGUUAUAUUAUAUACAGGUUAUAUUAUAUACAGUAUGCAGGUUAUAUUAUAUGCAGGUUAAAUUAUAUACAGUAUUGAGGUUAUAUUAUAUACAGGUUAUAUUAUAUACAGUAUUGAGGUUAUAUUAUAUACAGGUUAUAUUAUAUACAGUAUGUAGGUUAAAUUAUAUACAGGUUAUAUUAUAUGCAGGUUAUAUUAUAUACAGUAUUGAGGUUAUAUUAUUUACAGGUUAUAUUAUAUACAGUAUUGAGGUUAUAUUAUAUACAGGUUAUAUUAUAUACAGUAUGUAGGUUAAAUUAUAUACAGGUUAUAUUAUAUACAGUAUUGAGGUUAUAUUAUUUACAGGUUAUAUUAUAUACAGUAUUGAGGUUAUAUUAUAUACAGGUUAUAUUAUAUACAGUAUGCAGGUUAUAUUAUAUACAGUAUGUAAGUUAUAUUAUAUACAGGUUAUAUUAUAUACAGGUUAUAUUAUAUACAGUAUUGAGGUUAUAUUAUAUACCGGUUAUAUUAUAUACAGUAUGUAGGUGAAAUUAUAUACCGGUUAUAUUAUAUACACUACGAUAAUAACCCAUUCAUCCAGGCUCUGCUAUUGAUUGAGUCGGCCGCAACCGGGAGACCAAUUGGGCGGCGCACAAUUGGCCCAGCGUCGUCCAGGGUAGGGGAGGGAAUGGCCGGCAGGGAGGUAGCUCAGUUGGUAGAGCAUGGCGUUUGCAACGCCAGGGUUGUGGGUUCGAUUCCCACGGGGGGCCAGUAUGAAAAUAAAAAAAGUAAUGUAUGCACUAACUGUAAGUCGCUCUGGAUAAGAGCGUCUGCUAAAUGAUGUAAAAUGUAAAAAAUGGUUCCAUUGGAAAUUCCAUUGGUUUCAUUAGAGAUUUCAUUGGUUCCAUUAGAGAUUCCAUUGGUUUCAUUAGAGAUUUCAUUGGUUCCAUUUGAGAGUCUAUUGGUUCCAUUGGAGAUUCCACUGGUUCCAUUGUACUGGGUAGAUGGUGACAUUGUUGCAUUGUUACUAAAUGGUCUACCAAACAGUAGUUACUGGUAGAUAUUGAUUGAUCCUGGUAACUGGUAGAUAUUGAUUGAUCCUGGUAAAUAGUAGAUAUUUAUUGAUCCUGUUAACUGGUAGUUCUUUAUCAGAUCUUGAUCACCACAGUAACUCUCUCCCUCUCCCUUCCCUUCCCCUCUCCCCCCUCCUCCGUCUUCCCUUCCACUCUCCCCCCUCCUCCGUCUUCCCUUCCACUCUCCCCCCUCCUCCGUCUUCCCUUCCCCUCUCCCCCCUCCCCCAUCUUUCCUUCCCUCUCCCCCUCCUCCAUCUCCCUUCCACUCUCCCCUCCUCCUCUUCCCUUCCCCUCUCCCCCCUCCCUCCUCUUCCCUUCCCCUCUCCCCCCUCCCUCCCUUCCCUCUCCCCCUCCCCCUCCUCCUCCCUCUCCCCCUCCUCCCCCCCUUCUUCCCUUCCCCUCUCCCCCUCCCCCAUCUUCCCUUCCCCCUCUCCCCCCCUCCUCCCAUCUUCCCUUCCCUCCUCCCCCCUCCCCCAUCUUCCCUUCCCCUUUCCCCCCCUCCUCCUCUUCCCUUCCCCUCUCCCCCCCCCUCCCUCUUCCCUUCCCCUCUCCCCCCUCCUCCAUCUUCCCUUCCCCUCUCCCCCCUCCUCCAUCUUCCCUUCCCCUCUCCCCCCUCCCCCAUCUUCCUUCCCUCUCCCCCCUCCCCCCUCUUCCCUUCCCCUCUCCUCCCCCCCUCCUCCCUCUUCCCUUCCCCUCUCCCCCCUCCUCGCCCCUCUUCCCUUCCCCCCUCUACCCCACUCCUCCGUCUUCCCUUCCACUCUCCCCCUCCGCCGAUCUUCCAUCCACUCCUCCCCCCUCCCUCUCCUCCCCCCCCUCCCCAUCUUUUCCCUUCCACUCUCCCCCCUCCUCCGUCUUCCCUCCCCUCCUCCCCCCUCCCCCAUUCUUCCCUGCCCCUCUCCCCCCCCGCCGUCCUUCCCGUCCACUAUCCCCCCCCCUCGCCCCUUCCCUUCUAUCUAUCCCCUCCAGCUGGAAGUCCGGGCUACUCCAAGACGGUGAUGGAGAUCAACACUCCUCGUAUCGACCAGGUGCCCAUCAUCGACGUCAUGUUCAAUGACUUUGGCGAACCCAACCAGCGGUUCGGUUUCGAGGUGGGCCCUGUCUGCUUCAUGGGC
Coregonus sp. 'balchen' is the source of this 28198-nucleotide messenger RNA. Lineage: Eukaryota; Metazoa; Chordata; Actinopteri; Salmoniformes; Salmonidae. The record is from the annotation of a GenBank genome assembly.